AUGGACGAGACCGUGGACGAGGACGAGGUUCCUUUGGACAUGGCAGAGGAAGAGGAGACACAAGAGUCUUACCUAAUGAAGAAAGCACACAAGGUCCCUCUGGCGGAAGAAGGCAACGAGGUUUCUCAAGAGGAGGACAAAGAAUGUUACCAUAAUAAGAAUAACCAAGUGCAUGAGAAGGUCAACUAUGCAAAGAAGGAGGAAGGAGAAGAUGGUAUCUUGCUACUAGCAGAGAAGGGAGAAGAAGCUUCCAAUGAAAAUAUUUGGUACUUGGAUACCGGUGCAAGCAAUCAUAUGUGCGGGUACAAACACAUGUUCAAAGAGUUAGAUGAGACAGUGGAAGGCAAUGUUUCUUUCGGUGAUACCUCAAAAGUUCAAGUGAAGGGGAUAGGUAAAAUCCUAAUUCAACUCAAGAAUGGUUCUUAA
Messenger RNA from Elaeis guineensis (African oil palm), 426 nucleotides. The record is from RefSeq and is a predicted model, not a curated record. NCBI's taxonomy places the organism in Eukaryota, Viridiplantae, Streptophyta, Magnoliopsida, Arecales, Arecaceae.